Anopheles darlingi is the source of this 1998-nucleotide messenger RNA. RefSeq names its product cytosolic carboxypeptidase 6. Gene Ontology annotation, molecular function: zinc ion binding; metallocarboxypeptidase activity. The transcript is spliced from 5 exons. Gene Ontology annotation, biological process: proteolysis. The record is from RefSeq and is a predicted model, not a curated record. Bases 1 to 1998 code for a protein of 665 amino acids. Lineage: Eukaryota; Metazoa; Arthropoda; Insecta; Diptera; Culicidae.
AUGAAUCCCGACGCGUGUGAUCCGUUAGCCCAUACUAGCAUGUACCAGCGGGCUGAAGAAGAUAGCGAUGACAGUGAUGGAGAAGGAGGACUAGGAAAUGUGAGCCGGGUCAUCGUUAGACCUCCUGGACACAGUGGGAAGGCAAAACGUGGCCACCUGUGUUUCGAUGCCGCCUUCGAGACGGGGAACCUGGGCCGGGUGGAUCUGGUCGGAGAGUUCGAGUACGAUCUGUUCCUGCGACCGGACACGUGCAAUCCACGGUACCGGUUCUGGUUCAACUUUACCGUCGACAACGUGAAGCAGGAUCAACGGGUGAUCUUCAACAUCGUCAAUAUCAACAAAAGCCGUAAUCUGUUCAAGGAUGGCAUGACGCCGUUGGUCAAAUCCACCAGCCGACCGAAAUGGCAACGGUUGCUGCGGUGCGAGGUGUUUUACUACAAAUCGCCCGUCCACCAGAACCAUUACGUGCUGAGCUUUGCCUUCGGUUUCGACAAGGAGGACGAAGUGUACCAGUUCGCGCUUACCUUUCCCUAUUCGUACUCCAAGAUGCAGGCGUACCUGAACGCACUGGAGCUCAAAUUCCCGGAAACUUUCGAGCGAUCUUCCCUCGGAAUGAGUAUCCAAAACCGUAAGCUAGAGUUGGUCACUUUCGAUGAGGUCAAGAAACCGGACAAGGUGGACCAGAAGAACGUGAUCCACAUGGUGGUUAUACUGGCCAGGAUACAUCCCGGGGAAUCGCCGUCCUCGUACGUUGUGCAGGGAUUGAUCGAGUUUCUGGCGGCGGCCACGCAACCGAUCGCAAAAGCUCUGAGAGAGCACGUGGUGUUCAAGAUAGUGCCAAUGCUUAAUCCGGACGGUGUGUUCCUCGGUAACAAUCGGUGCAAUGUGGUGGGCCACGAUCUGAACCGCUCGUGGAACAGACUGUCCCAGUACACCCACCCAACCCUCUCGGCUGUGAUGAAGAUGCUGAAGGAGUACGAUAAUUCUAGCGUGAGAACUAAUGGCAUCUUCUGGUGGUCAUUAGGAUUACUUGCAUUAAUGUAUCUAUGUAUGUUACCUCGACAGUGUUAUCAGGUGGACUUUGUGAUCGACAUCCAUGCCCAUUCGAGCCUGACCGGCACGUUCAUCUAUGGCAGCACGUACGAUAACGUUUACCGAUACGAGCGGCAUCUCGUCUUCCCGAAACUGUUCGCCACAAAGUGCGAAGACUUUUGCCAGGAACACAUGAUGUUCAACGCGGACGACCGGAAGUCCGGAACUGCCAGAAGGAAUUUUGUGGAGGCGCUUAGUGAUAAUGUCAACACCUACACUCUGGAGGUGUCCAUGUGCGGUUAUUAUCUGAAUGGGACCAACAUUUUAACCCAGUACACCGAGGAUGGCUAUAUGCGGAUCGGUAGAAAUCUGGCUCGGACCUUUCUCGAGUAUUAUCGCUUCACGAACAUUCUGCCGAUACCACCGAUGGAAGAACUGAGGCCUAGGAAGGGUCGUCCCCGGACACACCGACCUCGGGCACGUUCGAAAACGCGCAGCGAAGUGCGCGUUCGACCGAAGACGACACGUGCCUAUGCACCGAUUAGUUAUACCGAUCUUUCGAUCUGUUACGACAGUGCCACCUCGGAUGAGGGUUCACCGGUUCGGUAUCACAUGUACCACGGGCACGCGGGGGCCUACGGUGGGCUUCGGAUGCGUCCGCAUGCCCAUCAGGAUCAGUUUUCACUGUCCAAUAUUCAAGCCGCACGGUUUAGUAAUCUCGACUUCACCAGCGACUACCGUCUGAAGGUGCCCAAGCUAAAGACUCCAGCGACCGCCGGUGACCAGAAGAUGCCUCCGAUUGAGAUGUUAACUGUGCCACCGAAGCCUCAUCUUACGAUUAUCGAUUUCAAUCAGCUAACACGUGGCGGCUUGGAGGAAGCUACUGCCGCCGGUGGCCGUACGAUCGACCGGGAAAAGGAAAAGAUUCGGCGACACACGUUCAAGUCAUCAUCGAGGAAGGCUUGA